Molecule: messenger RNA, 1044 nt
Organism: Arabidopsis lyrata subsp. lyrata
Lineage: Eukaryota; Viridiplantae; Streptophyta; Magnoliopsida; Brassicales; Brassicaceae
Exons: 2
Coding region: 20-595 (191 amino acids)
Source: RefSeq, a predicted model, not a curated record
CCAUGGUUGGAGAAGCAUCAUGGCAGGGAGAGAGGUCCUGAAAAAAGGAUUAGGCUGGACAACAGGUGAUGGUUCAUCUAUAAGUGUGUGGAAGGAUCCCUGGCUAUCUACAGACCUUCCUCGCUUACCAAUUGGUCCACCAUCAGAAGAGAAUCGUAAUCUAACGGUUUUUCAUGGAAAAAACAAGAGAUAUUGGAAAUAUCAAGGACGUUUCCAAGUAUUUAUGCUUCAAGGAAGAAUAAUGAGUUUUCAAGCAAAAAGGAGUAAAAGUCGAUCAAAUCCCGUUUCAAGACAGUUUCUGUACUUCAGAAGUAUGGCAUCCAUUCGAGGUCUUCCCAAUCACCAAAUCCAGAGAUCGCGAUGGAUAUGGAAAUCUAGAAGAGUCAAGAUUUGCCUCGAAGUAGAAUCAAGACAAACCAUUCAGCCAUUAAGAAGUUAUGCGAGAGGAGUUAAGACAUGUCCAGACCGGCCUGACAGCCCCACGACCGUUCUGGAGCCCCCAAGCACCACCGGUCAUGAAGCCCGUGUCUGGGCUGUCCCACCGGUCACUCACCUCUUCACCUGGUCAAGAAACUCGAGCCAGCACUUAACCUAAUUCAUGAGAAAUGACGAUUUUGCCCCUUGACCUAAUGGAAGCCUAUAAAUACCGAGACAAAGUGAUGAAACCCUACGGCCUCUUCACCCUAAUUUUGACAGCCUCCUGCAGCUACAUCAACAAGAAUCUCAACUCUCCUAGCUCCACCUCGCCGAAGCUCUCUUGCCAUCGAAGAAGUCGUCCUUUGAAGCUCUCGCCUUUGUUCUUCAUAGUUUUCUUUUCUACUCUUUCUUCUACUCUUUCUUUCAAGACUUUUGGGGAGACAAGUAUCUUUUGUAACACUAGAGAAGUCUUCUUUGAACCCCCCCUUUGUUUUAUUGAUUUGUUUAUUAUGCUUUUCUACUUCAACUCCAUGUCGUUUCUUUGCAUCAUGAGCGAGUAGUUUUCUUUAUUGCGUUUUAUGGGGUGAUUCAAAGGGGAUUCAUGGUUCAAAUCAUAUUAGGUUUAUA